Lepisosteus oculatus (spotted gar) is the source of this 667-nucleotide messenger RNA. It is a transcript of the gene h2af1al, whose product is annotated as H2A histone family member 1a like. Gene Ontology annotation, biological process: heterochromatin formation. NCBI's taxonomy places the organism in Eukaryota, Metazoa, Chordata, Actinopteri, Semionotiformes, Lepisosteidae. The record is from RefSeq and is a predicted model, not a curated record. Gene Ontology annotation, molecular function: protein heterodimerization activity; DNA binding; structural constituent of chromatin. Gene Ontology annotation, cellular component: nucleosome; chromatin.
GAGGGGCGUCGUCUAUGGCUUAAAAGCCAUAGAGCCCCCACAUCCCCAUAACACAUUUUUUUUUUGUCUUUUUUCCUCUGUGGGCUCUGGUGAGAUCUUGGUAGAAGCAUGUCUGGCCGUGGGAAGAAGGCGCCCUCCAAAGUCAGGACCGAGGUCAAGACCCGCUCAGCCCGGGCGGGCCUCACCUUCCCGGUGGGCCGGCUGCUCCGCCUGCUGAAACGGGGGAACUACGCUCACCGGAUCGGCUCCGGGGCCCCCGUCUACCUGGCCGCGGUGCUGGAGUACCUGACGGCCGAGGUGUUGGAGCUCUCCGGCAACGCCUCCAAGGACAACAAGAAGCAGAGGAUCGUGCCCAGGCACAUCCAGCUGGCCGUGAGGAACGACGAGGAGCUGAACAGGCUGCUGGGGGAGGUGACCAUCGCCGAGGGGGGUGUCCUGCCCAACAUCCAGGCGCAGCUCCUUCCCAAGAAAACCAAGGCGUCCGCCCGCGACGACGGAGGGAAAGACCUGCAGUCGCAGGAGUUCUAGUUCUGUUGGGUUUUAUAUCUCUGUGUGUGUGUGCGCUUGAAACUCCUGCUUCCAAUUUCGACUGCUCUAAAAUGGGAUGUUGUCGUUGAUUUUGUGGAUAUUGCACUUUAUACCUGAAUAAAUAUUUUUUGUUAUACAA